Molecule: messenger RNA, 3924 nt
Organism: Brassica napus (rape)
Lineage: Eukaryota; Viridiplantae; Streptophyta; Magnoliopsida; Brassicales; Brassicaceae
Product: SART-1 family protein DOT2
Biological process (GO): mRNA cis splicing, via spliceosome; maturation of 5S rRNA
Cellular component (GO): U4/U6 x U5 tri-snRNP complex
Source: RefSeq, a predicted model, not a curated record
GAAUGUCUCAUCUCAAUAUUGAUAUGAAGAAGAAUUCGAUGAGGAAGAACAAGAAACUGGUUAUUAAUAUUGCUUCUAGGAAGAAAGAAUUUGAAGCUAAUCAUCAGGAUCUUGGUUCUUCAAUAAAAGAUGAGAAAAAGAGGUUAAUUGAAUCAUCAGAGAGACGAAGAGAUGUGUUUGAUCAAAGGGUUUGUUCUAAACCUGAUGAAGAGAUCGAUCAUCAUGGUUCCCAUGAUCAUUCUAGGGUUGGAGACGGAGUGAUGCGUGAGGUUGAUGUCGGUACAGGAUUAUCUGGCGCGUUAAAGCUUCUCAGAGAGCAAGGAACUUUCAAGGAGAUCAAAAGCAGCAGCAAGCACCAUGUACGUGUUAGAGACAUUAAUCAUGGUAAGGAUAACAGAUUUAAAGAUGCGUUUAAGGAUAUUAGGAUUGAUAGGGUGGAUGAAUGUGGCAGGAUAAUGACUGAAAAAGAAGCGUUUAAGAAACUUUGCCAUGGAUUCCAUGGGAAGAAACCUGGGAAGAGGAAGCAAGAGAAACGGAUGAAGAAAUAUGAAGACAGCUCAAGAAAUAUAUUGGAGUCUUCAGAUAGAGCUGUGGAAAGAAUGAGACAGGUUCAUGCCGAGUUGAAGAGUCCGUACAUUUUUCUCUAAUCUUUAAAGUCUCUUUCGAUUCAUAUGCUUUUACAAUAGCUUUUAGACUUGGUAUUUUGCAUGAUGUUUGAAGAUUACAUUGCAUGUUUUUAAUUACAUCAAAACUACAUUGUUUCUCUUUUAUUUUUGUUCACUAACAUUUUUUGCAUUUUUCUUUGAUGUUUUUAUUUUCGACUGUAUCAGGGAAUUAAUUCAAUGCAUCAUCCCAUGUAGAGACGGUUCCUCCAUCUUCCACGAAGACUCAGCUAUGUAGUGAGAACCUUAGGGACAACUUCAGUGAAUUGCCUGAGAGCAUUCUUAACGUAAUUCUGAGUCAUCUUACAACUCUGGAAGCUGUUAGGACCCUGUUUUAUCAAAGGCAUGAAGCCAGAAAGGCACUUCCUCAAGUCGGCACCCAUACUCUGAGGCCCGCGUUUCCUUGUUAGUCACGUCAACAUUUCAUCAUCUUAAUGUGUUUUGAUUCUCUCAGUAGAACUUUAAUAUGCAUUUGUGUGGGGUUCUCUGUUUAAUAAACGAAUAUGCCUUUUGGACAAGCUAAAGACAUACACGAGUGUGAAUGUGCCCUUAACCACAUGCAACUUCUUGUGCCACUCCCACUGGACCACUAUACCAUGCAUUAUUUAUUUGGAUGAUGCAGCAUCCUCUAUUGUCUUCUUUUAUCAACUCUAUCAUAUUUAUUUGGUAUAAUAAAAGACAAUAUCAGACUGAAUCUUAGAGAAUUGUUUAUAUUAAACUUAUGGUCCUCUGUUUUCUGGUCUAAAAAUAUCGAAAAGUUGUUUUGGUGUUAUGCGUUAAAAGAUACUCUCCUUUAUUUGAUGUAAUAGGUGACACAAACUUAUUGGCAUAAUAAUGUGUUGAGAAGGAUGUGUUUUUAAUAUUGAACUACAAAUUAGGUUCGUUGAUUCUUUUUGAAGGCUACCAAACAAAUCAAGAAACUAAAUCUGCACUAAAAGCCUUUUAUCAAAAAAAAAAAAAAAAACUAAAUCUGCACGGCGGAGAAAUUCCUGUCCUCUGCAGUGUUUAAAUUAAACGGCACUACUCUCGAUUGUAGAGAAUUUUCUGAUCUACUUGUUGAUUUAUUUUUGUUUUUAUCUGUUUCAAAUAGAAAUCUGAAAAUACUUCACGGUUACCCUAAAAUGAAUAUGUGAAGCGACACAAUCUAUCUUUUCAAAAGCCGUACUAAAAGAACUUCAAGAAUAUUAUGUCAGGUCGUCAACAAAAUGUUUGGAUUGACUUAUAUGUCAUGUUGAAAACUAAACUUGAAAAUCUCAAAAUUUUAAUUAGUAUCAACGUGACAUUUUUUCAAAAGAAAUUAUUAAAUGUAUGGAACAUUUUUGGUUAGGGAGGCUUUAUCAUGUCUUGUUUCUUUUUGCAGUGAUAUAGAGAGACCGACUUUACACGUUUCCAAUACUGUAUAGUAUGAUAAUAUAUUAAUAGCUUAUUGACAUAUUAAAACAAAUAAAGACCAGUGGACUUGGUAAAUUUUAUAUUAUUAAAGAAAUUGUCACCACAACGAAGAAAGUGUGAUGAAAAAUGAAAGAUAAACUUUAGUUUAAAUGUAUAAAUAUUGUGACACCUCUCCCCACAUUGUUAUUUAAAUGAUACUAAUUUUGUGUGGCUUACAGAUGUGAGAUUCUUGUUCAUCCGUGCUGUGUAAAUCUGUCUUUCUCAUGCUUUUAGCUAAUGGACCGACUUUGCAUCUCACCCAUAUGUUAAAAUAUACCUGAAAUUAUAUAAUUAAGUACAAAUAUAUAUAAAACAGAUAACUCAGGCAUAUUUCUUUGAUUCCGAUCAAUCAAAGAAACAUUUUUACGCAAAAAGAAAGAUAGAAAAAAAAAGAAGAUAGAAAUGAGUAUGCAUAACUGACCUUAUAUAUCAAUUAAUAUAUUAUUUAUUCCAAUGUUUUUAUCAUUCAUUUUGUUCCCUUAUAGAAAGAGAGAAAGAAAGAGGGAGAGAGUCAGAGACCAAUGGGAGGCAGGGUCGAUAGUCAUUAUCCUACUUUAUUUUUUGACACUCAAGUCUUCUCGUUUGUUUAAUAUGAAAUCAAUCGUAAUUGCUAACACUAUCAUAGAAUUUGUAGACAGCUUCAGGCUAACCCAAAACGUUUAUUUAUGUGUUUAUGAUAUAUAUAGAUAUAUAAAGAGCGCCAUGUAUAUGCACAUGAAACGUUAAUGAUGGUUAGGCAAGUUUUACGGCUCUAUAUCUACACUUAUCAGAUAUAGUAAAAGUACAAAAGUUAGAAACGAACGACAAUUUUCAUAAUUGACCUUAUAUAUCAAUAAAUCUGUUAUUUUCACAAGUAUUCUAAUGUUUUUAUCAUUCAUUUGUUUCUUUAGAGAGAGAGAGUCAGAGAGACCAAUGGAUUUGCAAUGUUAUUUUAUUUGAUCUUAACGUUCUAGCGGCAAAAACCGCAGGUCGCUUGCAAUACUCAUUAUCAUUAGUCAUUAUCGUAAUUACUAGUAUUAUUAUAAUAUUUUUUAGACGACUUCUGGCAAACACAAAACCUUUGUUUAUGUUUUAUGCUAUUCUAUAUAAACAGUACCAUGUCCAUGUGUACACACGUGAAACGUUAACGAUGAUUAGGUAAAACUUACGGGUAUACACAUCAAAUUUAUUGACUGAAACAUCAUCAAUGACAGAGAUCAAGCGAACAACUUUUUGGUAAAAAAAAUAGCUGGAAAGCAAUAUAUUACCAAGAAUUAAUUAAAACAAAACUCAUAGGGACUAAAUUAAUCACACGAUAAAAAGAGAGACUAAAUUUUGAUUAAUAAAUAGUUUGAGGGUUGCUGCAACAGAGAAAUAUUUAAAUAGUAAAACGGUCCAUGGGGGGUGGUGGUUGCCGGAAGAGAUCACCGACAGUGGACCUACCCAAACCAAAACAAAACACGGCUCAGAGUUGCAACAAAAUUACAAGAAUACCAUUGUCUGUUCCGCGUGAGCGUGACCUGUCCUCUCGUACGCAAAUAAGUACCACGAAAAUUGCUAUAAUUAGAAAACACGGAAACAGAAAAUCACAAUCUGUUACUUAUAAUAAAACCAAACCAAACAAACAUCUCUCAUCUUCGGCCUUUCUCUAUCGUCUCUUCUUCUUCUCCAAUCUCUGGAUCUUGAGCAUCGUUAGGGUUUUGUGUGAUUCCAAGAAUUGCCAUUUUCGAAAGGGUUUUUGAAUCUGAGGAAGACGAUAAGGUUGUUGAGCUGUAUUUUCAUCUGGGUCGGUCCAAAGUUCUCACCUUUAUACUAAUUGUCUGCUCAGAACGAUGCAACAAGGUCACGUGAA